AUGGAUGUUCUCUCUUGGGGACUAAACUGCUUCCAGAAAUGUUUGCCCUCAGUAAGACCCCUCUGUGCUUCCAGCCCUUCCAGCCUUCCUGUGGAAUACCAGUCCUUUCAAGAUGUUUUCAGUAAGCAUGGGGCGGACACCUUGCCUCCUCAUUGCACUUGGGACUGUCCCAUUGAUCUGGUACCAGAACUGUUCGACCGUGUUAAAGGAGCUACUGUGUUCUCCAAAUUGUACUUACGAGGGGCCUACAAUCUUAUACGUAUUCGCCCAGGUGACAAAUGGAAGACGGCAUUUAAUACCUGCGACGGGCAUUACGAAUACCUGGUAAUGCCUUUCGGCCUGUGUAACGCCCCAGCUGUCUUUCAAGCAUUCGUUAACAAAAUUUUUAGAGACCUCCUUUAUGACUGCCUGAUGGUGUAUUUGGAUGACAUCCUCAUCUUUUCUAGGGAUCUGAAGACCCAUCGAGAUCAAGUCAAAGAGGUUCUUACUCGUUUACAGAGGAAUCAGUUAUUCUUUCCUGACUUCCAGCUUCUGCCUACCCUCGAGGUUCCUGCCGCAGAAUCAGCACUUCAACAAUUUACCAAAACCUGGAGACAAGUUCACAAGACCUUGCUUAAGACAUCUAAGAGGUAUAAGAUCUAUGCAGAUCUGAAGCGAAGAGCUGUACCAAGCCUUAAGGUGGGAGAUCGGGUUUGGGUUUCCACACUUCCGCAGUUCAUUAAUUACAACCUCGUCUUUCAAGCCACAACCCGCAGUUCCUUGUCUACAACUACAUCUUUAAGUCAUCGUUCACCAGCCACAGUUCUCAACCUCAGCCCUGUCCACAAGAACUACAACCCACUAACUCUUAUCCCCACCUAUGCUCUUCAUUGCCCCAUGGCCUAUGAGAAGGAACUAUAUCCAACCCCCUCGUUUUGUUCACCCACAGACAGCUACCUCCUUGGUCACACAGGUGAGAAGCUAUUUUCUUGCUCUGAGUGCGGGAAAUGUUUUACAUGGAAAUCACAUCUUGUUGACCAUCACAGAAGUCACGCGGGUGAGAAGGCAUUUCCAUGUUCUGAGUGUGGGAAAUGUUUUACACGGAAAUCAGAUCUUGUUAGACAUCACAGAAGUCACACAGGUGAGAAGCCAUUUCCAUGUUCUGAGUGUGGGAAAUGUUUUGCACAGAAAUUAUAUCUUGUUAUACAUCACAGAAGUCACACAGGUGAGAAGCUAUUUUCUUGCUCUGAGUGCGGGAAAUGUUUUACACGGAAAUCAGAUCUUGUUAGACAUCACAGAAGUCACACAGGUGAGAAGCUAUUUCCAUGUUCUGAGUGUGGGAAAUGUUUUGCACAGAAAUUAUAUCUUGUUAUACAUCAGAGAAGUCACACAGGUGAGAAGCCAUUUUCUUGCUCUGAGUGCGGGAAAUGUUUUACACAGAAAUCACAUCUUGUUACACAUCAGCAAAGUCACACAGAUGAGAAGGCAUUUCCAUGUUCUGAGUGUGGGAAAUGUUUUGCACAAAAAUCAGAUCUUGUUAUACAUUACAGAAGUCACACAGGUGAGAAGCUGUUUUCUUGCUCUGAGUGCGGGAAAUGUUUUACACGGAAAUCAGAUCUUGUUGGACAUCACAGAAGUCACACAGGUGAGAAGCCAUUUUCUUGCUCUGAGUGCGGGAAAUGUUUUACACGGAAAUCAGAUCUUGUUGGACAUCACAGAAGUCACACAGGUGAGAAGGCAUUUCCAUGUUCUGAGUGUGGGAAAUGUUUUACACGGAAAUCAUAUCUUGUUAUUCAUCAGAGACGUCACACAGGUGAGAAACCAUUUCCAUGUUCUGAGUGUGGGAAAUGUUUUACACGGAAGUCAGAUCUUGUUAUACAUCACAGAAGUCACACAGGUGAGAAACCAUUUCCAUGUUCUGAGUGUGGGAAAUGUUUUACACACAAAUCACAUCUUGUUACACAUCAGAGAAGUCACACACGUGAGAAGCCAUUUCCAUGUUCUGAGUGUGGGAAAUGUUUUGCACACAAAUCAUAUCUUGUUAUACAUCACAGAAGUCACACAGGUGAGAAGCCAUUUUCUUGCUCUGAGUGCGGGAAAUGUUUUACAAGGAAAUCAGAUCUUGCUAGACAUCACAGAAGUCACACAGGUGAGAAGGCAUUUCCAUGUUCUGAGUGCGGAAAAUGUUUUACACAA
This is a messenger RNA of Pseudophryne corroboree (corroboree frog), 2175 nucleotides long. RefSeq names its product oocyte zinc finger protein XlCOF6-like. The transcript is spliced from 5 exons. The annotation marks the transcript as partial. The record is from RefSeq and is a predicted model, not a curated record. NCBI's taxonomy places the organism in Eukaryota, Metazoa, Chordata, Amphibia, Anura, Myobatrachidae.